AUGGUAGCCUCUGGUUCAGAUGAGAACAAUAUUAACUUUGGUUUUGAUGGUGAUAACGAUCAAACAUGUUCAUUAAGAGAACUUCGUCUUCCAACAUUCAUAGAUGGACCUCCUAAAUUUAAACUACCAACCACCAUCGAAUAUCUGGAUAUUGGUAACAAUGAUCUAGAUGAUAUAUUACAUUUGUUACCACCAACACUCAAUACUCUUCAUUCCAAAUGCUAUCAAAUCAUCUAUAGAUUUAAGAAAAAUCAAAACCAAACAAUUAGAAAGUUAGACGAUAAUUAUAAUUUAUUAUAUUCUGAAAAUGAAUGUUCACCUAGAGGAAAAUUAAUCGCUAAAAUGGUCAAUCAAUCUAAACUAGAGUUAAUUUUUAGUAAAGGAAUAGAAUAA
Heterostelium album PN500 is the source of this 393-nucleotide messenger RNA. RefSeq lists its product as uncharacterized. The record is from RefSeq and is a predicted model, not a curated record. Lineage: Eukaryota; Evosea; Eumycetozoa; Acytosteliales; Acytosteliaceae. The transcript is spliced from 2 exons. The coding region runs from base 1 to 393 and encodes 130 amino acids.